UCGGCUGGAGCCACGCCCACGCGGGGGCGUGUCCCGGGCGGGGCCUGGCCUGGCCUCCCCUGCCCGGUCGAGCGGUGGACCAAGGCCAAAGGGAUGCCACACCUAAGCCAGCUGUACCAGGACGUGCCCGAGACGUGUUGGCCCAUCGUGUACUCCCCACGUUACAACAUAACCUUCCUGGGUCUGGAGAAACUGCACCCCUUUGACGCAGGAAAAUGGGGCAAAGUGAUCUGCUUUCUGAAAGAAGAGAAGCUCCUUUCGGAUUGUAUGCUGGUGGAGGCCCAGGAGGCCUCGGAUGAAGACCUAUUGGUGGUGCACACAAGACGCUAUCUCAAUGAACUGAAGUGGUCCUUUGCAGUUGCCACCAUCACAGAAAUACCUCCAGUCAUCUUCCUCCCCAAUUUCCUGGUGCAGAGGAAGGUACUUCGACCCCUUCGAACCCAGACCGGAGGAACCAUCAUGGCAGGAAAACUGGCUGUAGAACGGGGUUGGGCCAUCAAUGUGGGGGGCGGCUUCCACCAUUGCUCCAGUGAUCGGGGUGGGGGCUUCUGUGCUUACGCAGACAUCACGCUUGCCAUCAAGUUCCUGUUCGAGCGUGUGGAGGGCAUCGCCAAAGCCACCAUUGUAGACCUUGAUGCCCACCAGGGCAACGGGCAUGAACGGGACUUCAUGGAUGACAAGCGUGUUUACAUCAUGGAUGUCUACAACCGUCACAUCUACCCUGGCGACAGCUUCGCCAAGCAGGCCAUCCACAGGAAGGUGGAACUAGAAUGGGGCACAGAGGAUGACGAGUACCUGAGUCGGGUGGAAAGGAACCUACAGAAGGCGCUGAAGGAGUCUACGCCUGAUGUGGUGGUGUACAACGCAGGCACCGAUAUCCUGGAGGGCGACCGUCUUGGGGGGCUGGCCAUCACCCCACAGGGCGUGGUGAAGCGGGACGAGCUGGUAUUCAGGAUAGUUCGUGGCCACCAGGUGCCCAUCCUCAUGGUGACAUCGGGCGGGUACCAGAAGUGCACGGCCCGUAUCAUCGCAGACUCCAUCCUCAACCUCCACAAUCUGGGGCUCAUUGGGCCCGAGGCGCAGAGCGUGUCCUCGCAGAGUUCGGACACCCCACUACUAUCCUCCCAAGUGUCCUGAUAUGCCCAACACCUCCCCUGUGCCCAGUCUGGCCCUUCCGGCUUCUCUUCCCCAACACGGGGCAGCAGGGCCUAGCCACAGAGGAUCCCAGGGCAAGGGGGGUCUCUCCUUGCCUUAGAGCCGCCACCAUGGGUUGCAGUUCUAUUCACCCCAUUGCAGGGCAAAGGGUCUUGAGCCCCUCUGGGUGGUGGCAGGAGGCCCCCCCACAGUCCAGGC
Suncus etruscus (white-toothed pygmy shrew) is the source of this 1353-nucleotide messenger RNA. It is a transcript of the gene HDAC11, whose product is annotated as histone deacetylase 11. The transcript has 10 exons. Lineage: Eukaryota; Metazoa; Chordata; Mammalia; Eulipotyphla; Soricidae. The record is from RefSeq and is a predicted model, not a curated record. Gene Ontology annotation, molecular function: histone deacetylase activity. The coding region runs from base 94 to 1137 and encodes 347 amino acids.